This is a messenger RNA of Vombatus ursinus (common wombat), 1390 nucleotides long. RefSeq names its product coiled-coil domain-containing protein 90B, mitochondrial-like. Gene Ontology annotation, cellular component: mitochondrion. The transcript has 10 exons. Bases 61 to 996 code for a protein of 311 amino acids. The record is from RefSeq and is a predicted model, not a curated record. NCBI's taxonomy places the organism in Eukaryota, Metazoa, Chordata, Mammalia, Diprotodontia, Vombatidae.
GACCGAACUAGCCUUCCCGGCCAGCUCCCCUCCUGCCUGAAGCUAGGUGUCUUGGAAAACAUGAGGGCCCUUUGGCCUUUGCGGGUUCUUCGCCCCGGCGGAAGCGGGAGACUGUCGGGGGCUCUCUCCCUUCACGGGAGGCCGGUCGGUGUAGCAGGCGGCCCAUUGGCCCAGUGGAGAGGUUUGCUGACCACCAGAUCCAAGAAAAAUUAUGACAUGAGGAGGGUAGACAUAACUCCUUUAGAACAAAGAAAGUUGACUUUUGAUACCCAUUCAGUGGUUCAGGACUUGGAAAGUCAUGGAUUUGAAAAAGCCCAAGCAGAAACCAUUGUAUUAGCAUUAAUAAUUCUGUCAAAUGUCAGCCUGGACACAAUCUAUAAGGAGAUGGUCACUCGAGCUCAACAGGAAAUUACUGUUCAGCAAAUAAUGGCACAUUUGGAUUCGAUCCGGAAAGAUAUGGUCAUCCUAGAGAAAAGUGAAUUUGCAAAUCUGAGAGCAGAGAAUGAGAAAAUGAAAAUUGAAUUAGACCAAAUUAAACAACAACUAAUACUGGAAACUACUCGAAGCAGAGCAAAUAAUAAACUGGAUAUAAACCUGGAGAGGAGCAGAGUGACAGAUCUGUUUACAGAUCAAGAAAAGAAACUUAUGGAAGCAACCACUGAAUUUAACAAAAAAGAUACCCAUAUCAAAAACAUUAUUUCACAGACCAGUAAUAAAAUUGACAUUGAAAUUGCUUCACUGAAAACACUGAUGGAGUCAAACAAACUUGAGACAAUUCGUUAUCUUGCAGCUCCCCUGGCACGUUCAUGCUUAAUGCAGCUAGCAAAUUCACACCAACCAUUACAGCCCAUGUUCAGAGAAACCAUCUGUUUUUACUUGCCUGGCAAUAGCACUGGGAUUUUACCGCUUCUGGAAAUAAUAGCAGCUCUUCAGUAUCACCACCAGCAGGAGCAAGGCUGCUUUUUGAUACAUUUGAAGAUUUUUGCUUUUGUAUAACACUUUGGGGACAGAUUCAGUUUGGCCUGUCUCGGUUCCUGAAUAAAUCUAUUUGCCUUUAUUCCCUGAUGCCAAAAAGCUGUCAUUUAGAACCUAAUUAAAGUGUGGUAGAAAGGUAUUUUAUGAUUUAUACUUGCAGAUAGUUUACAGAGUUGGAAACAGUUUGCGCAUUGUGCCCUUCCAUAACCUAACCUAUGCCGUUUGGACAGUUUUGGCUACGUAUGACUAAGCUGCUCCCCAAACUUAAGUACUCAGUGUAUCUAUAUUCAUUUUUCAUCAUGACUUGAUCCUAUUUGUGGGGUUUUGUUUUUUUACUAAGUAGUAAGAAAAAUUCUUAUAUUCAUAUUUACAUAUUUAAGUAAAAUAAAAGAUAACUUCAUUCAUUGAAUUUUAA